GUUUAUUAAAAAUGCAAUCGCAAAAAUGUUAUCUGGCUCCUGGAUUACUUAAGACAGGUAACUGUUUAUUGAAAUACCUCAGGAUUAUUAAACGGAAACUAACCAAUCUAUAUUUUUAUCCUGAAUCAAAUUAAAGACGUGAAGGAAGUAAGCCAAUAGAUGAAUUCAUAUUUAUAAACCAUCAAUGCUUUCAGGUAUUUUAAUUAAUUAGAAUUUAGUCCAUUUACUUGGGUUAUUUGCAACCAAUAGGUAUUACAAUUAGAAAUCAGCGAUUUAAAAUAAAUGCUGAAUCCAUUCUACAAGUAUUAUAUUUAGUUGAAUUGCAAGAAACAUUUCCUUACAACAAUUCCAAAGAAUUGAUAAAUUGAUUGUCAUUAGCGAAAAGAUCCAAUUUUAAUAAUUGGUUAAUGCCAUACCCAGUGGAUGGUCAUCAGUUUUAGCAAAUAAAGUGCAUCUGGUUAUGAAGUAAUUAUAAAUAUCAUAUAGAUUGAAUGAAUUAGCCAAUCACAAUAUUGAACUGACAAAAUAUCAGAUUGAAUUUUUAUCUAGAAUCAAUAAUAACUAUUAAGAAGAAAUUCCCUUUUAUGGAAGGGAUCUCUCAGAAUACCCAAUAGCUAACACAGGUGUGCCUGAGUGUUUAGAAGUCAUUUUAAAAUAUUACGAAGAUCACGAUGAUUAUCUAAAAACAUAAGGUAAGAAUGUAUAAUAAACUAGGUGUAUUUAGGAUAUCAGGAUCAAUUUAAUAAGAACAGAAAUUAGUUCAAUAGUUUGCAAAAAGAAAUUAUACAACUAUUAAUGAAUAUGAACCUGAUGUUGUUUCUACUGUAUUUAAGAAUCUAUUGUGCUAACUAAAAAAGCCAAUAUUUCCCUUUGAAAUGUAUGACAUACUUAAAGAGACACAAAGUAAUAUUAUUGUUAAUUGAAUUAGUUAAUACAAGUAAGGAGAAAUUGUUGGAGAUGUUCGAAGUAUUUUUUGCUUAUAUGCCAGAAGUCAAUCGGAAAACCACCAAAAGAAUAGCUGAAUUGUUAUUCCACGUAGCCGAUUAUGAAUCAGAGAAUCUGGUAAAUUGUAAUUUAAACUCAGAUGGGACUCAAUAAUUUAUCAAUUGUGUUUGCCCCUUGUUUCUUAAGACCCUAAAUCACAGAUAUCUCUGAUCUAAAAGGAGCCAAAGUUGUAGUUCAUCACUUUAAUUUACUAGUGCAAAAUGUUGAAUAUUUCUUAUAGGAUUUUAAGGUGAAUCGAAAUUCCUCAUCUUAAAAAAAACUUAGCAUUUGAUUUUAC
This is a messenger RNA of Paramecium octaurelia, 1282 nucleotides long. Lineage: Eukaryota; Ciliophora; Oligohymenophorea; Peniculida; Parameciidae. The record is from the annotation of a GenBank genome assembly.